Haliotis rubra (blacklip abalone) is the source of this 1746-nucleotide messenger RNA. RefSeq lists its product as uncharacterized. The record is from RefSeq and is a predicted model, not a curated record. The transcript has 4 exons. NCBI's taxonomy places the organism in Eukaryota, Metazoa, Mollusca, Gastropoda, Lepetellida, Haliotidae. The coding region runs from base 2 to 1114 and encodes 370 amino acids.
GAUGUUCAGUAUAUGCGACAAUACCCAUAGUUACACAGGGAAACUACUUGAGCUUGGUAACAAGAGCGAUAUGCUGAUGUUGAAGGAGCCUGUUAAGUUCAGGACUGAAAUGGCUUUAUCUGAGGGGGCAGAAGUGUUUGACUUUGUCCCUGUGCAUGUAACAUUUUCAAAGGAAAACAUACACGCUCUUAAAAAUAUUCUACAAACCGUGUGCGACAUUGAGACAACAGAGGGGGAUGAUGGAAGUUUCCUCAAUCUAUAUGCUAAUUAUGAGGGAUCUCCUGAGAAAGAUGUUCCAGGCAUUGCAGAUGAUGAUCAAAAAGGCGAUGCCAGACAUGUGAAAGCUGAAAGGGAGCCCAUUGACUUGGACCCGGACAACGACAACGGAAACAAAGAAGAACACAAUGAAGAAAACGAACAGGGCACUGGAGCAGAGCUUAUCGAUGACACUGGCCCUUUAUCAUACCCUGCUUUGAAGUUCGACAUGGAAAGAAUUAACACCAACAAGGUCCACGUCAAUAACAAAGGCUUCUUGGUCAAUACCACAGUUUCUCCAGAAAGGGAACUAAGACAGUACGUAGGGACGACAGCUGUUACACCUCUCCCCAAAAACAAAUUCAGCUAUUGGGAGGUACAAUCAGACUUUGACAUGGCUUCUAAAAUGCACCAACGUGGCUUACUUAUGGAAAUAGGCAUGGCUACAGGAGCAUCAUUGGACAACAACUAUUGCAUGAGUGGUCAGGUGGGAUCCAGGUGCCUCGCUAUCGCGCACUGCUCUGCACACGAUGGAGUCUGUGCGAAGGUCUGGAGCAAUGGCCAGAAGUUGAGAUGCUAUGAAAACGUUUUGUCCACCGGUUCAGGAACAUCUGAGACGCUACGACAUGGGCUUCUGUAUGACGGUACAAGGAACAUCCUUACUGUAUUUGACCUCAACAACGUGGUUCAGCUUGUAGCUCUGGGCAAAGGUGAACUGGACGAUGAUCAAUGGCCAGUGUUUGGGGCAUACAAUUCGUCCCUUGCUGCUGUUCAAAUGAAGCUGGUAUCAGGAAGCGAAAUAGAGAUGUUCAAUUCAAAGACAAAAAUGCUGAAAGGAGCAUUGAAUUCUGUUCUUUAAGUGAAUAGCAAAAGAUUUCCGGCUGAACAUGUGUGUUUGCAAAAAGUUGUAUGUUUCAACAUACAAUUGUUUCCUCUUUUUGGGUGACUGAUCACAUCACUAACCUACAGUAUACACAUAUAUUUGGAAAGUAUUUUGUAUCUGCCCAAAUGAAUGUAUUUCAGCUUUCUUGAUACCAAUGUGGUUGUUCUAGACAUUGGGCAGGGCAGCUACGUUGUCAGCAGAUUCGCCAGGUAUUUGGAUGAGGUGUGUUUCAAACCACGACCUGUGCUUGUGUAUUUUGUUACAAAUGUUUCGUCAUUGGCCAUUAGAUUUGCAAAACUGCGAGGAUCUACUAGUUGAUUAUAAGUGAAAAUUUCCUCAGGAGUGUUCCUUUUAGCUUUAAAUAUGACGUGUACAUUCUCCAAAUCUGCUAUGCAAUUUCUCUAUCCUCUUCAACAGUCAUGGAUUAUAUCUGGGGCUGAAACAGAAUUAAUCAACAGCUUAUCUAUGUGUCCAAGGUGUAACUUACAUGACCUACAUAUAGCGGCUACCGUGUUAGUGUAAUGUUAUGUGCACGGAUAUUUUAUGUGAUUUUGCUAUUCAUAUAUGAUGCUUAGUAUAAUAAAGCAGACCCCCUAUGAAUUUGGAAA